UUGGACAAAAAAAAACACACAACUCCAAUCUUACAUUUCGUGCUCACUGAGUACAUCUGGUUACGUUGGACAUAUUUACACACCAAUGUAAUAUAUUUGGACGCAUUUCUUUUCAACUCUCAAAGACCGUGUAAAUCAACUACGUCAAGCUCACCUCCAGUACUUCAAGUAACGAUACAUAAGGCACAGAUACACAUUUUGAGUGUAAAAAUGUAAGAGACAAUCUAUACAAACACAGGUGGAGAAUCCAACAAUGCAGACCAUGGAUAUUGACAAAGACACAUAUGCCAACAAGCCCAGAAAAAAGGAUUACAUCGGUGUUACAUUUUCAGCUAACUUUCAGUGGUGGAAGAGACCAUCCGGAGUUGCUGCAGUGUGUCUGGGGCUGCUGUGUGUUCUCCUAUUGGCUGGGAUCAUAGGCCUGUCUGUCUACUAUACCCGAGUCAUUGGUCAUUACUACUCUGCAGAGAGAUUCCAGACGUCCAGUUUGAACAACCUGACUAAAGAGAGAGACCAGCUAAAGACCAGUUACACCACCCCAACUAAAGAGAGAAACCAGUUAAAGACCAGUUACAACACCCUGACUAAAGAGAGAAACCAGUUACAGACCAGUUACAACACACUGACUAAACAGAGAGACCAGCUACAGAUCAGUUACAACACCCUGACUAAAGAGAGAGACCAGCUACAGAGCAGAUACAACAACCUGACUAAAGAGAGAGACCCGCUACAGAACAGUUACAACACCCUGACUAAAGAGAGAGACCAGUUACAGACUAGAUACAACACCCUGACUAAAGAGAGAGACCAGUUACAGACCAGUUACCACACCCUGACUAAAGAGAGAGACCAGUUACAGACCAGUAGUAACAACCUGACUAAAGAGACAGACCAGCUACAGACCAGAUACAACACCCUGACUAAAGAGAAAAACCAGUUACAGACAAGUUCUAACACCCUGACUAAAGAGAAAGACCUGCUACAGACCAGUUAUAACACCCUGACUAAAGAGAGAGACCAGUUACAGACCAGAUACAACACCCUGACUAAAGAGAGAGACCAGUUACAGACCAGAUACAACACCCUGACUAAAGAGAGAGACCAGUUACAGACCAGUAGUAACACCCUGACUAAAGAGAGAGACCAGUUACAGACCAGUAGUAACACCCUGACUAAAGAGAAAGACCAGCUACAGACAAGUUACAACACCCUGACUAAAGAGAGAGACCAGUUACAGACCAGUUACAACACCCUGACUAAAGAGAGAGACCAGUUACAGACCAGUUACAACACCCUGACUAAAGAGAAAGACCAC
Messenger RNA from Oncorhynchus nerka (sockeye salmon), 1315 nucleotides. RefSeq names its product centromere-associated protein E-like. Gene Ontology annotation, cellular component: nuclear outer membrane-endoplasmic reticulum membrane network; endoplasmic reticulum; ribonucleoprotein complex. The record is from RefSeq and is a predicted model, not a curated record. The annotation marks the transcript as partial. Gene Ontology annotation, biological process: intracellular mRNA localization. Lineage: Eukaryota; Metazoa; Chordata; Actinopteri; Salmoniformes; Salmonidae. The transcript has 4 exons. Gene Ontology annotation, molecular function: mRNA binding.